UAUUGACACAUAUCGAUGUAUCGUUUAACUGAAGAAUGAUAUGGCAGCUCUUUCGUUGAGGUUAGAUUUUGACUAUGGCUGUGGACUGUGUUUCGCCUGCCCUUGCAAUUCGCUCUAGCGUGGGAAUAGAACUAUGGGCUUCGUCUGGCUCCAAACAGCCUUACGAGCACAAGUCGAAUUUACCACGAGAGGAGACGAAAAAUUCUCGAUCAAUUUCAUUCAGCCCUGAUGGUAGCUACUUUGCUUACUCAAAUGGACAAGAGGUUAAAGUCUUGCAAACCAAUAACUGGCAAUUACAAUGCACGUUGCCACGUCCCAAGGCUUUCUAUUUGAAAUUCUCACCGCGUGGCAAUUACUUAUGUACAUGGGAGCUGUAUGUUAUCACUAAGGACAUUCCAGAAGGAUCUCCCAAUAUGUUCGUAUAUGAAAUUGCCACCGGUAAACAGGUAUUCAGCAUUGUGCAGAAGAAACAAACCGAUUGGGAGCCCUCAUGGUCGUCUGACGAAAGCAUUUUCGCUAUCGUUGUGGGUGGCGAAUCACUAUUCUAUGAUUUGUCACAGGGUAUUGAAGGUUUCACUGCAACCACUAAGAAGAUCGGUGGGAGCCGUGGUGGUAUACUUUCAGUGGGACCUGGCAGUAGUCCACCCUUUAUUGCCAUCUAUACGCCUGGGGCCAAAGAUGCACCUUCCAUGUGCAAACUAUACAAAUACCCGGCCUUGGGACAGACUCAAACACUGGCCUGUAAGAGUUUCUUUAAUGCUGACCGUGUUGAAAUGAUGUGGAAUAAGAGGGGAACUGGACUGCUGUUGCUGACCAGUACAGAAGUGGAUAAAACAGGAGCUUCGUAUUAUGGAAAUCAAGCAUUGCAUUUUUUGAAUACGAAGGGCGAUUCAUGUUCGGUGCCAUUGUCUAAAGAAGGUCCCGUUCACUGUGUCAAAUGGAGUCCAAAAGCUACAGAAUUUGUUGUCGUCUACGGCUAUAUGCCUUCUAAGGCGGCGUUGUAUAAUUUGAAGUGUGACGUCAUAUUCGAUUUUAAGGAGGGACCUCGUAAUUGUGCAUACUUCAACCCAUUUGGAAAUCUAGUCGUUUUAGCUGGUUUUGGUAACUUGCCGGGAAAUGUCGAAAUUUGGGAUGUGAAGAUGAAGGAGAUGAUAGCCAAUAUAAAAUGCCCCGAUACCACUCAUUUUGAAUGGAGUCCCAAUGGUGAAUACUUUGUAACGGCCACUACGGCUCCCCGAUUGCGUAUUGGAAACGGCUUUAAAGUUUAUCAUUAUUCUGGGGCUUUAAUGCAUGAGACAAUUUGGCCGCAAGGUCAAGAACUUCUAGCCGUGGAGUGGCAGCAAUUUGCUGAAAAUACAUUCGGUGAACCGACGAUAACUAAAGCUAAGCAGGAAGGCAUCAAGUCAAGCCAACCUGAAGCAAGUAAAAACGUUUACACCCCGCCACACUUGCGUGGUGGAAAUAAGGGGAACAACAAAAUGUUGAUUCAGCCGCAAAAUACCAUACCAGGUCUACCGCCAGGCUAUACUUCCUCGCAUGCCAACAAUAAGAAACAAGGAGCUCAAAAACACACCACAACCCAACAAAAUAAUCAACAACAACAAGUGCAGCAACAACAACAGCUACAAAAUGCAUCAAGCAAAAGGCAGCAACGAAACUUUGAGAGGGCUAGGGCUCGAAGAGAGUCCAAAGGUGAAUGUGGUGUUAACACAAAUAGCAACUCUUCUCCAAAUGUCAACAAAAACAGCAGCGGCAACAAUACCCCACCUAAUGGUGAGGCGACUGUAGAAGUACUUCAGGCAGGCGGCCAGGAGGAAAAUAGUCAACAGCUUCAACAAGCACGUCCGCAAAACAAACGCAAUCCCAAUAACCGACGCCAGCAGCCACAACAGCAGCAAUAUCAAAAAAAGCAACAGCAUCAAAACCAUCAAUAUGGCAACAACAAUGAUGCUGAAAAGAUUCUAGAAAAUAAUGCACAGGAAGGUCAGCAAACCCAACAACAACAACAACAAAAUAAAUCAUUUAACCAACAGCAACAAGGCGAUGUUCCUCAACAGCAGCAGCAGCCUUCCAAAAAGGCAGCCAAUCCUGAAAAAGACAAAAAAAUUCGUAAUGUCGCUAAAAAGCUAUCCGACAUAAAAAAGCUCAAGUUGCGCCAAGAACAGGGCGAAGCUUUGGAACUAAAUCAACUUAACAAAAUCUCUAUGGAGGCCAAGUUUUUGGAAGAACUCAAAGCAUUAAAAUUGUCUGACUAAUCAAAAAAAUCAACAAUAUACUUAUUUCAAAAGCUUGGUGUGUAAUGAAACCGCCUUCUUUCCAGUUUGUACUUUCUGCUCAUUGGAGUAUGUUUGUUUCUCAUUCUGCGCUUACGCCCAAAAUAUCUCUUUGUUUUACUGUUGUUUUGAUUUUGCUACAACCUCUUUUUUACACAAGCGAUUAUAUAAACUAAAAAAGCAUUUUCGAUUUUCUUUUAAAGUGGGGUUUAUUAUUCAACCUGUUGUGAUCUAACCUCUUUCUGUUUGUAUAAUUUGCCUCUUGUUAGGAAAAUGAGCUAUUUUACUUCUCCUAUACAUAAAUAACGAACUCGCUUGCUCUUUUUUUAUAUUGAAUGUAUUUUUCUUUAUUAUACAAACAAACAACAAAUUCCAAACUAUUUUUAAUUUAA
Messenger RNA from Stomoxys calcitrans (stable fly), 2665 nucleotides. RefSeq names its product eukaryotic translation initiation factor 2A (gene eIF2A). The record is from RefSeq and is a predicted model, not a curated record. Gene Ontology annotation, biological process: translational initiation. The transcript has 6 exons. Gene Ontology annotation, molecular function: translation initiation factor activity; mRNA binding; ribosome binding. Gene Ontology annotation, cellular component: cytosolic small ribosomal subunit. NCBI's taxonomy places the organism in Eukaryota, Metazoa, Arthropoda, Insecta, Diptera, Muscidae. Bases 75 to 2255 code for a protein of 726 amino acids.